This is a messenger RNA of Impatiens glandulifera, 906 nucleotides long. RefSeq names its product MYB-like transcription factor EOBII. The transcript is spliced from 3 exons. Gene Ontology annotation, cellular component: nucleus. Bases 27 to 695 code for a protein of 222 amino acids. NCBI's taxonomy places the organism in Eukaryota, Viridiplantae, Streptophyta, Magnoliopsida, Ericales, Balsaminaceae. Gene Ontology annotation, biological process: regulation of DNA-templated transcription. The record is from RefSeq and is a predicted model, not a curated record. Gene Ontology annotation, molecular function: sequence-specific DNA binding; DNA-binding transcription factor activity.
GCAUCAUUAAUUUAAGCUAGAGAGAAAUGGCAGAAGAAGAAGAAGAGAAACAUACAAGGUUUGUGGGAGUCAUGAUAGAAAAAGAAGAAGAAAAAGGGUGGAGAAAAGGACCUUGGACUGCAGAGGAAGACAAGCUUCUCAUUGAAUAUAUCAAUCUAAAUGGUGAAGGAAGAUGGAACUCUGUGUCUAAGCUUGCAGGGUUGAAAAGGAAUGGAAAAAGUUGCAGGUUGAGAUGGGUGAAUUACUUGAGGCCAGAUCUUAAAAGAGGCCAAAUCACCCCACAAGAGGAAAACAUCAUCUUGGAGCUUCAUGCUAGGUGGGGAAACAGGUGGUCCACGAUAGCUAGAAGUUUGCCUGGUAGAACUGAUAACGAGAUUAAGAACUAUUGGAGGACACAUUUCAAGAAGAAGCCCAAAGAAUCUACAAAUAAUUACGACGAAUUACAUUUUCAACAACAUCAACAAUAUGUCAACCAAAUGAACAUGAAGAGGAUGAUGUUUUUACUCGACCAGAAUUAUAACACGGAGACUGAGACAUAUGUGUCCCAAAACCAAGACACAACCACAAGUUACCAGAAUAUUACUUGCCAAGAAAAUGGCUUGCCAAUAAUAACAACACUAACUGAUCAGACAAACUUUGAGGAAAGCAUCUUCUGGGAGUUGAACGAUGUUUUUAGUCCAAUAAAGCUGGUUUAGCGAUUGUGUGAUGUAGGGCGAUUUUGUUAUUUGAUCGGAUUUCAGUUGUUUUGAUCAUCUUACUUUUUUGCUCUAAAAUAUUAUUAACUAGAACAUAAAGAUUCACAUUUCCCACACCAGUGUGAUUGUUUGAAAGCCUUUGAGAAUUGUAAACUAUAUCAGAAUAUAUAUGGGAAAUCGAUUAUGUGAUGUAGCAAUUUUGUUGUGUUGU